This is a messenger RNA of Gymnodraco acuticeps, 8606 nucleotides long. Its product is annotated as transcription factor TFIIIB component B'' homolog. Gene Ontology annotation, molecular function: TFIIIC-class transcription factor complex binding. Bases 118 to 7800 code for a protein of 2560 amino acids. Lineage: Eukaryota; Metazoa; Chordata; Actinopteri; Perciformes; Bathydraconidae. Gene Ontology annotation, biological process: RNA polymerase III preinitiation complex assembly. Gene Ontology annotation, cellular component: transcription factor TFIIIB complex. The record is from RefSeq and is a predicted model, not a curated record. The transcript has 32 exons.
CGCGUCAUGAAAAACAUGGCGGAUUAGUUUGUGCAUGGGGUCCGCUACCAGCUAGCUAUCUUCGAUAAAUGUAAGCCUAUUUCUCCCAGCAAAUGAGAUAUUUUUGAACGGGUCAAAAUGUUCCGUCGGUCAAGAUUUAGUAUCCGGCCCAAUGUUGGUGCUACAGGAAAAACAGCAUCAACACCUCAGGAAUCCCCUUCAGCAAGUCAGGAGACCAGUGAGACCCCUAACGACGUUGGUGAGAGCUCCACUGCUACUGCUGUUACAGAUAACAAGCCUGCUGUGACCCCAUCAGAAACACCUACAGUCCCAGGGGAUGGUAUUGACCAACAUGUGGAAGGUACCAGCUCCUCAGCAGCCCUCCAGAGAAGGAAGCGGUUUUCCAUCAAGCCUAAAGUGGCCCCAGGCCGCCCCUCUAUUGCUGCUCGGAAAACAAGAACCCCUGUCAAGUCAGCCUCUGAAACCCCUGUUUCAGACCAUGACAAGCCAAAUACGUCCAGCCAAACUGGGACUGCAUCAGCCCCUCAGAGACUGCAGUCCCCAAGGCGACGGAGACCUUCAGAAGAGAGCAAGCAGCAAAUAAUUCAACCCAAACCAACCACCAUCCUUUCAGAGCCUUCAGUUAUACCUACAGCUGAGGACUCUACAGAAAAUAAAUCUUUGCUGGCGAACACUGGCAAAGAAUUUGAAAACAUUUCAGCCAGUCAAGGAAAUGAAGCUUCUUUCCGUCUCCCGGAUAAAGUGCCCCUCUCUCUACCAGACAAAGAAGCUAUUGCAAUAUCAGAGAAAGCCAGGACUCUAAUGUCAUCUAAGAGUAGGCUGUCACUGUCAACACCAGCGUUCUCCCUGAGUCGCCUCCUGAAUGACCCUUCAGACUUACAGAGGCUUGCAAAGGCCCAAAAACUCAGAGACCUGCUCAGAGAGGAGAUGCACAAAGAAAAGGUAAACUCAGAUUAUUCAAAAACUAAGAGAUCUAAGAAAAGGGAAAAGGAAUUUGACUUAGAUCCUGCCAAAAUGACCAUGAGGGACCUUAUCCGUUAUCUACCACAGUCCAACCCCAUGACAUCUAGUUUGGAAGAGUCAGUUGUAGAGAAUGAGACUGUGGUCCCACCUUCUCCAGGAGGACAAAACGUCCCAGAGAAAGUGCAGGAACCCGAGUUCGUCCCAAAAAUGCCAAGCCAGUGUGAGGAGGAAGCAGAGGCGGAUGAGGAGGAAGAGGAGGAGGAGGAGGAUGAUGAUGCUGAUGCUGUGAUGGUUCCUCGGGUCAAAGUUGCAGAGGACGGCACACUGAUCAUUGAUGAAGAGAGCUUGACCGUGGAAGUCCAGAGAGCCAAAGGGCCAAAUCCAGCAAAUGAGCGAGACCCCGUCUUUGAGCGUGGCUCCACUACAACUUACUCAAGCUUCAGGAAAGGGACCUACUGCAAACCCUGGUCCAGCGAAGAGACAGACAUGUUCUUCCUGGCAAUCAGUAUGGUGGGAACAGACUUUUCCAUGAUUUGCCAGCUGUUUCCUCUGAGAGCACGAUCAGAGAUAAAGAACAAAUUUAAAAAAGAAGAGCGAGAGAAUUCCUGGAGGAUUGACAAAGCUUUCAGAGAAAGGCGCAAACUGGACAUUGAGUAUUUUUCUAAACUCUUAGAAAAGAUACUAGAAGUUCAUAAAAACAGGAAGAAACUGAAGGCAAUGGCUGAGAAGAAACCUCCAAAGGAGCGCAAGAAAAGAGAAAAGGGCCGGAAAAAAGCUGGGAAGAAGCUGAGUGUUGUGGAGGAGGAAGAUGAGGAAGAGCAGAAGGAAAAUCCUGAUUUGGAGAAAGAGGGAGAGAAGGAGAAUGAGGACCUCUGUAAUGAGGCGGGAACCACUGCUGUUAAGUCUAAGAAAAAACGCAAAAUAAAGAAUACCUCGACUGAGGAACCAAAGGACAAGAAAAACAAAACGGAUAAAAAGAGCAAUGAACAAGAUGAGGCCUUUAUACCUGGAGACAAAGAGGCAGCACUUCCUGAGGACUGUCAAAAAUCAGACAUGUCUGAAAAGACUGAGGGAGCCAAGGAUGGCACGAUCAAGCCUGCCAAACUUUCCCGAGGCAGAGCACCAAAACCACUGCUGCCGUUGGGCCGGAAGAGGGUUAAAAAGCCCCCACCUCCCUCCACCAAGACCAACGAUGAUGCAUCAGAUAAAGGAGAGGAGAGUGUGAUUGAUGGAGUAUCCACAGAGCAGGUAAAAAAAGAUACAUCACCUUCAAGGCAAGACCAAAAUAGUAAGUCAGCCAAUAAUGAUCAUUCCUCUGAAGAGGAGGAAGCAACCGCUCAACCUCCAAAACCUACCAGGUAUGGAAGAGUGCCUAAACCCACCAAGCCCUUGAAUUACUCUGCCAAAGAGGCUGCACCCGCCUCUGCAUCCGAAACCAGUCCUGCCUCACCAGAUGCGUCCACUGCUUCUGCUGCCAGGCCUAAACCCAAAUCCACAGCCAAGAGGGGAAGAUCAUCAAAGCAGCAAUCAUCCCAAGAGUCCAAAAAGCCUAAAUUAGUCACCCUCAGGGCUUCUCAGUCAGAAUACAGUGAUGAGGAGGAUGAAAAGCAGCGAGAGGAAGAAGAGUUGGAGGAGGAGGAGGAGCACGCUGCAUGCAGUCCAAGUAGGGACAGCUCUGCCCCCGUAUUUGUGCCUGCCAUUCUGCGCUCCCCACAUCCUGUCAUCUCAGAAGUGGAAGAGACAAUGGAGGAGCUUGAUAUCUUGGCCACUAUGCCUGAUGUGUUGGGCAUCUCCCAAAAUGCACUCUGCCCUGAUGACUCUUGCGAGUGGGCACAAAAAGAAACAGGCACAGCUGAACCCUGCGAACAUCAGCUGGACCUGCUUGUUGAUGUUAUUGACUUCCUUUCUAUAGACCAUGCAGAAGUAUCUGAGGACGAGAGCUACAAUGAGGCUGCUCAAACCCUGUUGACCAUUGGGAACCUGGCUCACCUCUCACAGUCAGCACAGAAUCAAAUAGCCAUAGAAGAUCAAUUAACAGGGACAACAUCAGACAGUGUGAAUGAAACCAGCGAACAGCUAGAAGAAGAGGUUGCAACAAAGAUUGAUGCAGAAAAGGAAAACCGUGCCACUCCUGUUAUGUCUGCAACUUCUCUUAAUGAAGUCACAGAAACGUCCGAAACUGUUACCAUAGUGGAGCUACAAAACAUUAUUGACAAUAAUGACAUCCCCAUUCUUGAAUCCAGUGAUCAGAGGACAGGUUCUGAUAUGGAUCCUACCUCUCAAUUGACCUCAAAGACAGAUUCUCCACCGACCAGGAGAGCACGAUUAUCCAAGGUGAAACCAAAACCUAACCUAGGCCAAGCUUCAAGGACUGCUCAGUCAAAAUCACAACCGGUGACAUCAACAGUAAGGGCAGCUGAAGAAAGCCCAUCGGCGGCUCCUGACCUUUCUCAAGCCCCUUGUCCUAGUCCUGCUUUGGAUAUGAAACCGUCAGUAGAUUUAGCCUCUACUCCUACUCUCACAGAAGAACUCUCAGGUGUAUCAGGUGCAACAACAUCACAUCGGCGUGCCUCAGAAAACAAGGACAUCUCUGAAGCCCAGUUUGAAAUCAGAAGGGAACCAGACACGAGAGACACAAGGCCAACAGAUGAAGAUAUGAUGUCUCAUGUUGGGACAUCUGAGAUGAGUUGUAAUAAUCCACUGACAUCUGACACCGUUGUCGCUGAAAUGCAGAUUGGACAAGGAUCAAACGGCGACCAUCCUGCUUCAUGUGUUAAACCUUUGGAAGAGUUACCUGUCAGUGAGAAAGAAAAAGGUGAGGUCAAAUCUACAACUCAAACAAGGAAAAGUCGAUUCCAGAAAAUCAAACCCAAUCCCAACCUAACACAGACAUCAAGGUCCAUACAUUCUAAAGCUCAAACCUCAAAAGACACCUUAGAGAAAGACUCAGACUCAACUCCAGUUAGCAAAUUCCAUGAAAAAACAAUAGCAGAGCCAACUUUCACCACCUCAACUGAAAAACAAAGUCAAAGUGAUGUUCCUCAUGUUCCAGAGUUGACAGAUGAAGUUCUGAUGUCAGAUGUGAAAUCUGAGAGUAGAUGUAAUAAUCCACUGAAAUCUAAAGCAGCAGCCACAGACUUGCAGCUUGGACAAGGGUCCAUCAAAGGCUCUGUCCAAGAGAGCAAAGACCAUCCUGCUACAUGUGUGACACCUGUUGAAAAGUUACCUGUCGGUGAGAAAGAAGGGAGUGAAGUCAGAUCUACAAGUCAGGCAAGGAAAAGUCGAUUCCAGAAAAUCAAACCCAAUCUCAACCUAGCACAGACAUCAAGGACUGUACGUUCUAAAGCCCAAACUUCAAAAGACAACGUAGAGAAAGACUCGGACUUGACUCCAACUACCAGAUUCCAUGAAAAAACAAUAGCAGAGCCAACUUUCACCACCUCAACUGAAAAACAAAGUCAAAGUGAUGUUCCUCAUGUUCCAAAGUUGACAGAUGAAGUUCUGAUGUCAGAUGUGAAAUCUGAGAGUAGAUGUAAUAAUCCACUGAAAUCUAAAGCAGCAGCCACAGACUUGCAGCUUGGACAAGGGUCCAUCAAAGGCUCUGUCCAAGAGAGCAAAGACCAUCCUGCUACAUGUGUGACACCUGUUGAAAAGUUACCUGUCGGUGAGAAAGAAGGGAGUGAAGUCAAAUCUACAAGUCAGGCAAGGAAAAGUCGAUUCCAGAAAAUCAAACCCAAUCUCAACCUAGCACAGACAUCAAGGACUGUACGUUCUAAAGCCCAAACUUCAAAAGACAACGUAGAGAAAGACUCGGACUUGACUCCAACUACCAGAUUCCAUGAAAAAAUAAUAGCAGAGGUUGAAGCGGAGCCAACUUGCACCGCCUCUCCUUCUGAAAAACCAAGUCACAGUCCUGGCCCUUCUUCAGACUGUAGACCAUCAUUGGAUUUUGGGAUAACUCUUAAACCUACAGAGGAACUGUCUACAACUGAGGAGAAAGAGACAGACCUUGAAGUUGUAUCAGGCUCAACAACAACACAACAGAGUGCCUCAGAAACCCAGAACCUCUCUGAGGCCCAGUUUGAACGCAGUAGGGGACAGAAAACCAGAGACACAAAGCCUGCAUCUGAGUCAACUGAAGAAUCUGCUUCAUCUGUUACACCAGUAAUAGAGUUACCUGUCAGUCAGAAAGAAGCGAGUGAAGUCAAAUCUUCUUGUAAGACUAUUAGAAUAUGUUUACAUCAAGUCAAACCCAAAUCCAACUUAUCACAGAUGUCGAGAACUGCGCAUUCAAAGCCUCAAGUCACUAAAGACCCAUACCUACCCAUGCCUCAGGCAGAGACAUGCUCCAGCCCAACUUCAAGACCUAAUUUACCUGAAAAGACAACAGCAGAGGCACAGCCAUCUUGCAGUACCAUCCCUUCUGAACAACCUAGCCAUAGCACUGCGUCAGUAUCAGUACAAUCAUUGGAAUUAGACUCCACUCCUAAAACCAUAGAACAAAACAAAAAUGUUGCAUGUGAGCUAGAGUCAAGCUCAGAGGGCUCUGAACAAAGUGUUUCACAAAGAAGGCAGCGCUUUCCAAAGGUCAAACCCAAUUUAGGAUCAUCUCUUAGAACUACACGCUCAAAACUGCAGUCAAAUGAUAUCUGUAAACCAGCAGAGCAGUGUCAUAUGGAAACCUCUUUAACCACAGAACAACAGCCUUCUGAUAAUAAUGACGCAGGACCUGGUUCGCAAAGUGAGUGCAAACAGGACAUGUUCUUUAAAGCUACAAAGACAAUUACACAACCAACAGAUGGCCCAACAACAGUUUCCGAUGUCCAGUCUUCAGGAGAUGGGUCAACAGAGUCCCAAAUUGUCUCCAUGCAAUCUACUAAUACAUACUCCACACCAGAUCCAAAAGAAAGCACUCAGGAGCCACCUACAGAAAAUGACCCUGAGGCACCAAGUCAAGAUGCAGUUCAACAAUCUUCUGAAACCAAUGAAACAAGUGUCAAAAGCCCUGAUGAUAAACGGCCAGAGCCAACAGACUCUCCCUCUGGAAAAGCUCCCCCGACUCGUAGAGGCCGACUUAUUAAACCCAAACCCACCCUGGGACACAGCAGACGGCCUCCACAACACGUCAAGAAUACACAACAAGCAGAAGCAGAUGCUGAUACUUCACUGCGAAGCUCAACAAAAGUAAUUGAACAACUGAGUCAACAUGAACCCCUUGUAGAGGUUUCUGGAUUGUCUACUGGUUGCACGACAGGUACUCAGGAUGCAUCAACAUCAAGUGCAGGAGGGACCCAAGGUCAUCCCAGCUUCACAACAUUUCCAGACAUGAUGUUGCCUCAGGAUCCUUCUGAUCCAGAUGAACCGUUCUUCAUCCUCUCUCUGACCGAGAUCCCAGUCAGCUCAUCUGGGGAGGGGGUGGACAGUGUGUCUGAGCCCCUCCCUUCUCUUCCUGUAACAGAUGCUCCAAUAGAGCAACAGAGUGUUCCUGGAGAGAGUUUGGCAACAGCAGAAGAGCAGCCUUCACCUAAUGUCACUGUGCCUGUGCCCAUGGAGGACAGUAAUGAGACAGGCGUCAUACAUGUGAAAGACCCAGAUGAUGGUUCAACUGAGGGGAAUCAAGUGGACCCACAUGAGAGAACUACAGUUCAUCCAUCUACAGUACAAGAGACUGGACAGAAUAAAGAUGAGACUGAAAUUCCCCCGACAAAGGAAAGACAAACAGGCACUAGAAGAAAAGAAAUGGCCAAACCGCAGGUGAAGCCCAAAAUGACAAAGAGGAAACAAACCAGCAAGACUGCCGCUGCUAAGAAAGCUGAGUCCCUCCCCAUCCAAACAGACACCACGGAGCAGUUAGAGCUUCCUGGGCCUUCUGUGCAGCCAGAGGCUUCUGACGACACUGAGCCACAGAGAGGAAGGGCUGAUCAUGUAGAAGUGGAAAAGGAGACUCUGACUGAUGUUGUGGACCCUGAGGGCACCAGCUCAGGAGCAAAAACGACACGGACUAGUAGUCGGAAUAGAAAAGCAAAGGAUUCUGACCCUGGCAAAGCAGCUUCUAAGAGCCCUAAGGUGAAAACUCCUCGUGCAAAAGGAAAAAAAUCAACCCCGGCAGCUGUAGCCUCAACACCAUGUGAAGUCACCCCAAAACCCGGUCCGAAACCGGGGCAACAUGCUUCAGAGCACAGCCGACUACGCUCAGAGCAAACUCCUAGCACUUCCCUUUGUCCAGCUGAGGGUUCAACUUCUCAGCCAAGUGAAUAUAUGGAGAGCAGCUCUCUAGAGGAGGAGCCCACCAGUGUGUCUCAGUACUUCCUAAGUGACAUUUUUACAGAUGCUGAGUCCCUCCCCAUCCAAACAGACACCACGGAGCAGUUGGAGCUUCCUGGGCCUUCUGUGCAGCCAGAGGCUUCUGACGACACUGAGCCACAGAGAGGAAGGGCUGAUCAUGUAGAAGUGGAAAAGGAGACUCUAACUGAUGUUGUGGACCCUGAGGGCACCAGCUCAGGAGCAAAAACUACACGGACUAGUAGUCGGAAUAGAAAAGCAAAGGAUUCUGACCCUGGCAAAGCAGCUUCUAAGAGCCCUAAGGUGAAAACUCCUCGUGCAAAAGGAAAAAAAUCGACCCCGGCAGCUGUAGCCUCAACACCAUGUGAAGUCACCCCAAAACCCGGUCCGAAACCGGGGCAACAUGCUUCAGAGCACAGCCGACUACGCUCAGAGCAAACUCCAGCUGAGGUUUCAACUUCUCAGCCAAGAAUAUAUGAAUAUAUGGAGGAGGAGCCCACCAGUGUGUCUCAGUACUUCCUAAGUGACAUUUUUACAGAUGCUGAAGAGGGGUGACAGCUGUGAAGAGUCUGGGAAAGAGGAGGAACCCACUGGUGGUUUGCUCUUUUUACAUUUCUGAUGUGUUAAGUUAUAGAUUAAUUUAUAACUAAGUGUUUUUUGUUGCUUUUGCUGUCAGUUAUAAUUAAAUUAAGAUAUAUUUGCUAUACUUACACAAGCACUUUGAAUAUGUACAGUUGUUUCAAUUGACUGAAAAUUAUUUUUAAAAAGCCAGUAUCAAAUAAUGAAUAUUACAUUGUACAAAUUAAUAACUCAAACACCGGUAAAUCACUUGUUUCAUUUAAUGAGGAUUUUUACAAUAAUCCAUUAUGUUUCACGCCUCAGAUACCUUUUUUUAGUUACCUGGGAAAAUGUAAAUAUUGUACACUGGCUUUUUUGAUUGUUCUUUUUCAUAUCUGUUCCAUGAAAAAACCCGGAUUACUUGACAUCAUGUAUAUAUGUACAUAUUGCAAAUGUUAAUUCAUCUUUUUGUAUUUGACAAAAAACAAUGUCUUAAAAUGUGCUUUUCCAUUUCGAAAACUGAAUUUCCUUUUUAAAUGGCUUCAUUUUAUCCUGCAAACACACCCCAUGUAAAGUUAAGGUAGUCAACUUGUAUUUAAAAUAAGCUCUCAUUGAGACAUUUUGUUGUACUGUACAUAAUGUUGUUCAGUUCAAUGUUAAAGAGGUCCUUGUAGAGAUUCAAAGCAUUCUUUGUAUUAUGUUUGAUACUUGAAACAAAGGCACAUCAUGUGUUAUUAUGUUUUAUAAGUUCAUUAAAAUAACACAUGGAAUUCUGUAAGGUCUGAAUAAAAUGUAUUCUUCCA